Molecule: messenger RNA, 6814 nt
Organism: Cynoglossus semilaevis (tongue sole)
Lineage: Eukaryota; Metazoa; Chordata; Actinopteri; Pleuronectiformes; Cynoglossidae
Gene: kndc1
Product: kinase non-catalytic C-lobe domain containing 1
Exons: 32
Coding region: 607-5826 (1739 amino acids)
Biological process (GO): small GTPase-mediated signal transduction; regulation of dendrite morphogenesis
Cellular component (GO): neuronal cell body; dendrite; guanyl-nucleotide exchange factor complex
Molecular function (GO): guanyl-nucleotide exchange factor activity
Source: RefSeq, a predicted model, not a curated record
GGGAGCCCAAGUGCCACCAAUGCUACACGUACCACAUAUUGAGAACCACUGCAGUAGACAAUACAAGAAAAGGUGCGAUAACGUGUUUUCUUAUUCACUCUUUUGUAUUGUCUUUUGUAUGUUGUUCUUAAGAUUAUCAUUUUUAAAUGCCUUAAUUGUUCUGGUUUGCACUUCUGGGCCACCGUAGCAAUGCAAUGAAUCAGUCUCUCCAUAGAAACGGAGGCGUGAAGCUGUAAAGCGGACCGCGGCAUCCAAGCCUCAGCUCCACUGACUCCCCCACGGUCGCUGAAGACUCCAACUGCAGCUGGUGAUCGCCUCCUAUUCUGUGGAGGAGUGGUGGUGGUCAUGGCAGCCUCCGACUCUGGCCACGGGCCAUCAUUGACACCACCUCCCCUCCCUCCUUCAGCUCGCUCUUGACGUUCGGUUCGGGCGCAAUGCUGUGUGUCUCUGCUUGAUUUCCCAGCUCUGUUUUUGGACCGGAUCGUCCCAGUCGGUUUGCAGCGAAGACUCGUUCUCAGUCGGUGCUCGGCGGAUCCGGUGGAUGAAGCUCAGACAUGUCAUCUGUCUCUGCUGCUUCACUGUCUUGACUGAAUCGAAGUUGCUGCAAUGGAGACUUCGGGGAGUGAUGAUGCAGCGCUCACAUACUUGAUGAAAGCUGCAGACAGGGACGGAUAUGACGAUCUGGAUCAUCUGCCUCCGUUACUGGAGGAUGAGGAGAAUGUAUCACUGGCAGACAUCCUCUCACUGCGGGACAGUUGCUUGUCGGAGGAGGAGGUAUUGGCCGUCUGUGUGGAGUGUGUUCUGGCCCUGCAGAGCAUCAGGCCCUCCCAUCUCUUCCACAGCCUGUGUAUAACUCCAGACACUCUGGCCUUCAAUGCCCACGGGAACGUUUGCUUCAUGGAGCAGCUGAGUGAUGAUCCCGAAGGUUCCUUUGUGCCUCCUGAGUUUGACAACACAGGGAGUACGUUUGAGGGUCAUAUUUUCUCUCUGGGAUCAACCCUUUUCGCUGCACUGAACUUCGUCAUUGAGCCAGAACUGGAGGUUGAGAUCGGAGAGGAGAUUCAGAAGCUGUUGGAACAGAUGCAGGACGAAAAGCCCGAGGACAGGCCGCUGCUGCAGGAGAUCCUGUCUUUGGCUAAAGCACGGCUCUAUGAUGCGUCCUCCGCAGCCGUUUGUCGGAAACUCUCCUCCAUCGGGCGUCGAGUGCUUUCUAUUGAAUCAGUUUCUCCAUUUCAAGAUGGACAGGAAGGAACGUGGGAGGCAAGAUGGCAGCAUCAGGGACCCAGAUGUGCAUUUGAAAGACUGAGCUCUGACAAGAAUAAUAAAGACGUGUGUACUGACGGUUCUGAUAAGACUAACUGUCUGUCCAGGCAGCAGGUCUGCAGAGGCUGGGAUUCCUCCCUCUGGUCUGAGGAUAUGGAAGAAGACGGUCUGAGCUUGGCAGAUGAAAUGGACUGCAGGUCCCACAACAGCUCCCCAGUGAGGAGGAGAGCCCAGCAGAGAUUAACUAGAGUUAAGGGGGCUCUUAACCGCUCCUGCUCAGUUCCAGACUCCAACAACCCCCCCAGUCUUUCCACUCCAACCCAUGGAAACAUCAGUAUACCGAUAUCCGACCUCACUGAGAUAGGAGCAGAUGAUCACGUGAGCUCCACAUCUGUUUGGAGCAACAGACUCCAAAGACUCAACCGGGGAAAUUCAUGUGACGCUUACACGCACAGUAGCACAGAGUAUUACGAGAAUUCAGUGGACAACCAAAGGUCACAAGUGCACCAGGGUUCCGACGAGACUUUAUGCAUUGAAGAAGAGAGCACACAUGACGUCCUGCAAGGCGAAAGAAAAGACAGCACUCAGGAUUUGGCGUCUCCCUGUUCUUCCUGCCAGGACCUGGAAAUGGCACAAGAAUCUCCUGAGAACCAGAGUCCAGUGAACCACAACCUCUACUUCACUAAUAACCACAUGACCAAAAGUAUGCUGUGUCUGAAUGAAGAAUCUCAGGAUGAGUGGAUUUCUCUGAGAGAACUACUGAGUCGUUGUGGACGCAGGCUAACGGUGAACGAGCUGUGGGCUCUGUGUUACACGUGUCUGUCCUCACUGCAGACCUACAUCGACUUUCCAGCCUAUUUAUGCCUGGACACGGUGUACGUGGGCUGUGAAGGAGAAGUUCUUUUCUUGAAACCUAAAAACAUCGGCCCCAGAGAUGAAUUCUAUCUCGCCCCUGAGUAUCAAGAACACGGCAUUGUGACUGAAAAGGUCUGUGUGUACGCAGUCGCCGCCAUUCUCUGGGCCACGGCCAAGUUCAGUUUGUCACCUACGCAAAAGCUGGCAAUGCCUCGCAAACUGAAGAGGCUGCUGCUGGAAAUGGCGAAGAGAACGCCAAUCGAGCGACCCACCAUCAUUAUGGCUAAGAAGAGCUGUCGUGACUACCUGUUAGGUCAAGAGACAAGCGCUGAGACUGUGUGGAACGACCUCAUCAGCAGAGUUCACCCGCCAGUCUCACAACCUAAAGGAGACGAGGACUUUAAUUUGAGUGAAACGCAUCACAGCUCAUCUGAAGACUCCGAACAGAAUGACAGCAGCUUCGUGCCCAUGGCCACUGAGAGCCGACUGGCUCCUGUGCCUGGCCCUGUCCCCUACAGCUAUCCCGUUAGCACGAGGCUUCAACUCCCAGAAGCCUUCACUUCAACCGCUACGCACUUCGUCCCUAUUGUCCUGACCAAUAAAGGAGACUCAGAGAAGGAGGGACAGAACAUUGAAGCUGUCUUUCAGGGCGAUGAGGAGGAAUUCACAACACUCAAUAAUGAAGUUGCGCUCCCUGAGUGUCCCCGUCCUGUCCAGGCUGAAACAAACCUUCACACAGAGGAGCCUCUUGUGAAUUUCUCACUCAAAACCUUAACUUCAACCUCUUCCAGCAACAACACACCGGCCAGUUCUUGUCUUACUGUGCCGGACAUUGCCUCUGUUGAAGUGUCACUUCCAUCAUCGUCCACUGGCUUCAGUGGUGGUGCCAUCUUCAACAAUUACCUCUUUUGUCAAGACCCAGAAACCGGACAUCUUUCUUUAGUGCCUGUUCAGGUCAGGGCUCCGGAGUCCUUCCUGGGGUUGGACAUUAAUCUGUCCCUGGUCCCACAGCCUUUUCAAGGACUAAUCACAGUUCCAGAGAAGACUGAAGCUCCAUUGGUCAAUGUGCCAACGGGGCCUGUGAACACACACAGUGUGAUCAGAGCCUUGAGUGGACAAACAAGACAGAAUGAGAACCGGCCAUCUGCAGCGUCCCUCUCCAACGUCCACCCUGCAUUACAGGACGUCAUCAACCUGCUCAAAGGAGAGUUUUCUUUUAAAGGAUAUUUCAGUGAUGGACAAGAGGACGUUGCAGUGGGGGAGUACGUCUUUUCUUUGAAGGACCUGGAGUACGAAACGUUUGCUGGGGUUUUACACUGCCUGGUCAACAACAGUCCAUCAACACUGAGCUGUAGUAGUCCGACUUCAUCAAAGGCUGUGAAAGGCGUAGACCUCUCAUCACCCCUGAUAGCCAGUGUCUGGAGAGAAAAGGAAGAUUCCCUGCACAAUCGGCUGGAUCUCAAUGGAAACAUUCACAUUUCCAGUCCUGAUUCGGUGGAUUCCUGGAGAGAAACUGAUACUGUGUGUCAUCAUGUCAGAGGUGAAACUGCUCCUGCAGAUUCUGAUUUGAAGCUGGAGACUCAACAGCCCAGUGAUCGUCAAGGCAUCACCAUGGACACCUCAGACACAGGGUUGAUGGAGGGAGGAGAUGACAUGGCGGGGGUCGCUGAUGAAAGCCCCUCUGAAGUGGAGUGUACGUCAGCGGGAGAGGCAGAGCUGCUGGAAGCCUGUGAUGAUGAGCAGAUGAGUCCUGACAGCUCGGAGGACAUGGAGGACAGCGGCUCGCUGGUAUCAGAACAGUUUCUCACACCUGGAUCUAAAGCGGGGGGACUGGGUCUUUUUCUAAGGCCGGCCUGGUACUUGGCAAUCUUUGAAGAACAGUGUUUUAGUCCUGAGGUGUCGGAGUAUGCUGUGAGUCUGGGACAGCACACAGGAACCCCGUGUCUGGAUGUGAAGAGACAGGAACUGCAGCAGCAGCUCAUGAUUGAAACCAGGAAUUUGAAGAAGAUGAGAAAUUUUUACCUGAAGCUCCUUCAACAGGAGAGAAAACACAAAGGUUCUGCGAACAAACUGAUGCUCUCCAAACUGAAGUCCCAGCUUGAGGAGCUUAGAUCGAAAGUGAUGUUUUUGGAGUCUGUCAUGAAAUACCUGGAGAUUCUCAGUGUGGAACAGUGGGGAUUGGAAGUGUCAUUGUUGCCCUCUUUAGUCUCUGGUUCCGUUGAUCUUCAUCCCUCUGAGGACGUGUCCUUUUUGAACUUUGGCAACAGUAAACAGAAAAGAAUCCUGCAGGCGGGGUCUCCUCAGGGCCUCAUGGCCUACCUCUACAGCAGAAAUGCUGCGUCAGAGGGCUACAUCCAGCAGUUCCUGUACACCUACCGUUUCCUCUGCACUCCUGAGCAGUUACUGCAGUUCUUGAUGAAUAAAUUCAUCAGUGCGGCAAGACACGGCCCAGAUACGUCAGGAGAAAAUACAAAAAUCUUCCGUCGCACUUUGGAUUUGCUCCAGUUCUGGAUAACAACCUGCACAGAAGUGGAUUUCACACCAAAGUCCAGUCUCGUGGCUACAUUAGAGAACUUCAUCAAUACUGAGGUCAUUCCUUCAGACGCCCGGGGACAAGUCCUUCUUGCUGCUCUUCACAACCUGCAAAAUACUAGUGGAGGACAAAACCGAUUAAGUCCAACUGGCUUGGACGAGGAGACUGACAGCAUGAGCGUGCAUUCAUCAAGAGAGGAUCUUGGCAGAAAGUGGAGGAUCUCACGAGCUGUGGAACUCUCUGCGUCCACUCCUAAAGAGAAUUUCUUCUCCAUCGCUGCAGCUUUGCCAGUGCCGUGCUGUGGAACUCUGCUCUUCAGCCAGAACGAAUGCAGUGCACAGCACAUAGCCCAGCAGCUCACACUCCUGCAGCAGGAGAUGUUCCGAGGAUGUCACCCGGUGCAUUUUCUCAACUCGAGGAUACAGGGAAUCACGGACAAUAUGUUAAUCCCAAACAAGAAUGUGUCUCAGCACACUCCUCCAGCAGAGGGCAACAGUGUACGGGAGGGCACUGCGUCAGACAGCCACUUGCAGCAGCUUCUCACAUAUGCUGACAGUGUUACCAAUUGGAUCUCAUCUGAAAUAGUUCUCUGUGACUCCACCAAGGCACAAGUUGCUUUAGUGACAAAGUAUCUAUGGAUUGGAAAGCACUGCUAUGAAUCGAGGAACUUUGCCACGGCCAUGCAGGUCCUGGCAGGUCUGGAGAACGUGAGCGUCAGACAGUUACCAGUUUGGAAACAUCUGCCAUCCAAAGUGUUGGAGAUACUGGACGAGCUCCGGGCUGUGCAGGUGUUUCUGAAGAGUGAUGACCUGUGUCUGAUAACUGGGAGACACCUAAAGAUGAAGCCCACGCUGCCGCCAGUCCAUGUUCUCGCCAUGCACGUGCAGCAGCUGGAGAUCGGCGCCUUCACACUCACUACUGGAGCCUACAAGUGGAGCAAGCUCAGGAGCAUCGCAAAGGUGGUGAGUCAAGUCCAUGCCUUCCAGGAGGUGAUGUUCUCCUACUGUCCCGACCAGGAGCUGCAGACCUACCUUCAGCGACGCAUCACUUGGCUGUUCUCCUCCAACAUCCACAGAUUGGCAGCAGACAACGAUAGAAACUUCCAACAGUCCAAGGAGCGCCAAACACGGAAAAUCCAGGAAACGCUAAGGCGGGUGAAGGCUACACUCCAGUGAACCCUGGCAUGCACCAGCCCUAAAAAACAGGAAAAAAGAAUGGAAGCACAUUUAGGUUGACACCUGCUGAUGGAGGUUCCAUGCAUCGGGUGUUAGUCUGGACACCUGAACACCAGUUGUUUGUUUUUGAUUCUACAAAAGUUGGAUUCUUCUUCAAAAACUCUGAUACCAGCAUUUCUGUUUAAUUUUUAAACAAACUUUCCCUGUAAUGAAUGUUAGUGGGACUGCAACAGGAAAUGAGAUGCCAGCACCCAAAUAUUACAGGUUGAGAUGCUAUGAUCUAUAAAUGUUAACCUGGAAUCAAAUUAUCUUCUGCCACUAUACAAUAUAAUUGAAAAUGUCAAUUUUUUAUAACACGGUGAGGUGGAAAUUGACCAAUAGAACUAAAAAAACUCACAUUAGUUAAAGAUUAUCUGGAUUAAUAUGUUUGUAGGGUUUUCACAAUAUUUACAUGUGUAGAUAAAUAAUUUUAAGUUUAUAGAAAUAUUCCAUCCACUUUCAGGCCAAUAACUGCAAAGACCACUGCAGCUUUAGUUAAUGUCAAAUUGUUUAAGUACCAUCCAUUUAUUGUUGAUUACUUCCAUUUGACUUGUAAGAAGACAAAAACAUGGCAACAUGUUUUCAUUGAUGAAACAGUUGAUCUAUUGAUUCUGCUGCCUGCAGCAGGUAGACGUGUACACUUUCCGUCUGCCUAAUGGGGUUUUUACGACUGGGUUUGUGAUCGAUGUCUGGUAUUAACUUAAAUUAAGCAGCACAAUGUUGAAUAAUUACAUUUAUUACUAACAGCACGUCAUGAGGGUAAGGUUCAACUAAAGCUUUCUCCUGCAGGUGAGGUGAUGUUACAUUUGGAGUCUCUGUCUAUUUUUCUACUUUCCUGCCCGCUCCCUCUCCCCCUCUAUGCUUUCCUGCUUUGAAUUGCGCUGUGGAGAUGAAGUGUGAUGUACUGCCAACAUUUGCCUGAUUCAGCCAAAUAAAUUUUUGUAAGCUC